Messenger RNA from Exserohilum turcica Et28A, 510 nucleotides. RefSeq lists its product as uncharacterized. The coding region runs from base 1 to 510 and encodes 169 amino acids. The record is from RefSeq and is a predicted model, not a curated record. The transcript has a single exon. NCBI's taxonomy places the organism in Eukaryota, Fungi, Ascomycota, Dothideomycetes, Pleosporales, Pleosporaceae.
AUGCUGCAGCCCACUGCAUUGCAGAACGACAAGGAUAACAACAACAACAACAACAACGAUAACGAUAGUGGAAAUGCUCGCGGCCCUGCUGAUUUCUCCUGGGAAACAGCCAAGACCUUCUGGAUUAUUCUCAUCAUCGCCGCCAUUAUUUCCCUGUUGCACGUCGUGUACAAGAUCGACAAAAGCAGACGCUACAAGAUGCACGCGCCGGAUGUUAGACUUGUCAGCGUAGCUACAGGACGAGCGGCGGCAGCAGCAGCGGUGACAGCAAAUGUAGAGCCUGUGGAAUCGGUGGCAGGAGACGAAGAGGAAGAAGAACAAGAUGGAUUGCAGAGACCCGGAAGGGCAGUGGUGAGAAUGACGAGGAGUAGCAGCGACGUUUCGAAUCUCCCGCGGUAUGAGCGGUUUGACGAGGGCGCGGCGUGUGGAGAACAUGUCAAGGUGGAGCGGAGGGUGAGGUAUACGUAUGUUUUGGGGCAGGCUUGGCCUGGGGGAGUGAGGAGAGGGUGA